Cataglyphis hispanica is the source of this 1057-nucleotide messenger RNA. RefSeq names its product DNA-directed RNA polymerase III subunit RPC7-like (gene Polr3G). The coding region runs from base 164 to 820 and encodes 218 amino acids. Gene Ontology annotation, biological process: transcription by RNA polymerase III. The record is from RefSeq and is a predicted model, not a curated record. Gene Ontology annotation, cellular component: RNA polymerase III complex. NCBI's taxonomy places the organism in Eukaryota, Metazoa, Arthropoda, Insecta, Hymenoptera, Formicidae. The transcript has 2 exons.
UGGAGAUCGAGGAUUUCGAGUACGACGAGGACGAAGGAAUCUAUUAUUAUCCUUGUCCGUGUGGCGAUCAAUUUCAAAUUACUCUCGCCGAUUUGGCCAGCGGCGAGGAAGAAGUCACAUGUCCUUCCUGCUCUCUUGUGAUUAAGGACAUCACAUAACAAAAAUGGCAGGACGUGGCAAAGGAAAAGCUAGUAUGUCUUUCUCUAUGGAGCAAUUAGGCUUCUCUAAGGGAGACAUGCUACCAGCACCAGUUCUGCAACCAUCGCCAAGUUAUCCCAUGUUGGAUCAUAAGCCUUUACCAAUACAGAUGACAACCGAAAUGAGCUAUUUAGUAGAAUUAAAGAGAGAUUUUACUGAGUAUAUGCGAGAGUCGUCAAAUAAUGUGCAAGCGGUCAUAUUGAAUGAAGACAUUGAACGAUAUUGUGAGGAUUAUGAAGAGACUAUCACAGGAUAUAAUAGAUCAGAAUAUGAAUCGAAAUAUGAUUGGAGCAGAAUGCCGAUGGAAUUAAAAUCAUCGCGGAAGCGUAAAAUCGAACAGAGUGUAAAGCCGGAUAAAAAAAGGAAAAUCAUGAAAACAUCUAAUAUUGAAAAUAAACUGAUAGAAUUGGAGAAAGAAGAAAGUACACAGCGGCUUAAUACAGAGGAGGAGGUGGAAGAUGAAGAAGAGGAUGAAGACAAAAACAAGGAAGAGGAGCAUGUGAAGGAUGAGGAGGAAGUAGAUGAGGAAAUGGAUGAUGGGACUGAUUAUGCAAAUGAUUAUUUUGAUACUGGUGAAAAUUAUUACAGUGAAGACGAUAAUGAUGAUGGACCUGUUUUUUGAUAAGUGAAUUUAAUGCAUUCUCUAUUUUAGAAUUAUUGAUCUUUUCAGGAUUUGAAUAUUGACAAUGCUGCAAACUAAACUCAUUUAUGUGAUGUGUAAAUUUUUUUGUUAUUUGUAAUCACAUAUGCUGUUAAUUUUAUAUAGUAUUAUAUAUUGUCUGUGGAUAAAAAUCAAUUAACAUGCAAGUUUAAUUAAUGUUAAAUUGGGGAUGAAUAUAUCAUGACGAGCUCAAUUGAA